Molecule: messenger RNA, 2085 nt
Organism: Ornithodoros turicata
Lineage: Eukaryota; Metazoa; Arthropoda; Arachnida; Ixodida; Argasidae
Product: protein disulfide-isomerase A4-like
Exons: 11
Coding region: 102-2039 (645 amino acids)
Biological process (GO): protein folding; response to endoplasmic reticulum stress
Cellular component (GO): endoplasmic reticulum; cell surface
Molecular function (GO): protein disulfide isomerase activity
Source: RefSeq, a predicted model, not a curated record
CGCGGUCAGUGCCAGUGCACGUGGCCGGUACUAAAGCAACACCAUCGGACUGUGGGGCACGUGAACCAAUCAAGUGUUUUGACGUGUUACAGCGGUCAGGGAUGAAGGAACGUUGGUGCCUCUACGCUCAAGUCUUUCUUACCUGCACCAUUGCAUUCUGUUAUUGUGAUGCUGCGGAAAAAAGUACAGCCAAUGAAAGCAUACGUGUCACCGACGAAAAUGGACAAGAACUGCAAGUUAAUGUUGAAGACUCCGUGCUUGUGCUCGUCAACAAGAACUUUGAUGCCGUUAUCAAGGCCACUGAAUAUGUGGUGGUUGACUUUUACGCACCCUGGUGCAUCCACUGCAAGAACUUGGACCCAGAGUACGUGAAAGCUGCCAAGAUCCUGAAGAAGCAGACUCCUCCUGUGACUCUAGCCAAAGUGGAUGCCACAGAAGAACGGGAGUUGGCCGGCCGAUUUAAUGUCGACAGUUACCCUAUGUUGUACGUCUUUAAGAAAGGGAAACACACUUUCUACGAAGGACCCUUCUCCACGCAAGGUAUUGUGGACUACGUGAUGGAACAGGUGGACCCAGACUACAAGUUGCCACCCGAAGUGACCAUACCCUUGACUGCAGAAAACUUUAGCAGCAUCGUAACACCAGCAGAACUCAUCCUCGUCGAGUUUUAUGCUCCAUGGUGCGUCCAUUGCAAGAGAGUGGGGCCGGAAUUUGAACGUGCCGCUCGGCGUCUCAAGAAGAAAAAUGUUCCUCUGGCCAAAGUAGACGUGGAAAAAGAGAAGGCCUUGGGCGAAGCUCACAAGAUCACCAGUUACCCUACCCUGGUCGUCUUUCGCAAAGGACGAAGGUUUGACUACAAUGGACCAAGAGACGAACUAGGUAUCGUCAAAUACAUGCUGUCCCUGGCAGAUUACCCGACCAAAGAGAUUGCAAACUUAAAUCAGCUGAAACUCUCCAAGGUCUUUCCAGAAACUGUCAUCUUGGCUUUUGUCAGGAAUGAGGAGAGCCAGUACUUCAAGGAAUAUGUGGCUACAGCCAACAAUCUACGAGGCAAACAUAUUUUCGUGCACUCGUUUUCCAAAGACAUGGCGUCCCACUUUAAGGUGGCCUACAAUUCCCUCGUUCUAAUGCAUCCCGAAGUACUGCAAUCGCAGUAUGAACCUAAAUAUUACACACUGAUGAAGCCUGAUGCGACCCAGGUGAACAUGGAAAAGUUUAUCGAAGAGCAUCUACUACCUCUCGUUGGAUUCCGCACGGAGAAGACCAAGUGGAAAUUCGAGAAAUACCCACUUGUAGUUGUCUACUACAGUGUCGACUUCAGUUUCGACCACCGAGAAGAAACUCAGGUAAUUCGCAAGCAGGUGUUAAAAGCGGCGGAAACGUACAAAGGCCGCAUUACUUUCGCCGUGUCCAACGAAGAAGAGUACUCCGAGGAAUUGAAACAUCUCAACCUGGACGACAUCGGCGAAGAAGUAAGCGUGGCCAUGUACCUUUCGGAACGGGAACGUUUCCGUAUGAAGCCUUCGGACAACUUCAACAGUGCACUCUUGAUGCGAUUUGUUGAGCACGUCCUUCAAGGCAAGCACAGACAACAUGUCCGCUCUCAGCUGCCGCCAAAGUCUCAGAGUGGCUCCUUACUGGUUGCUGUGGGCAGUACCUUCGACCAGUUGGUGACUCGGUCCAAGAAGGACGUCCUGGUGCUGUUCGUCGCUCAGUCGUGUGCUUUGUGCAAGGAUAUGGAAGAAGAACUGGAUAAAGUCUCAUGGAGGGUUGAGAUGCAUGCUCCUGGUGCCCUGGACAUGGUCAAGAUCGACGUCACCUAUAAUGACUACCCUGCCAUCUACACGCAGGUGACAGAGUUUCCAGUGCUGUACUUUGUCCCCGUGAAUGACAAGCUGCACCCAAGGCUGUUCACUGGGAUCAAGAAAGCCUUCGGCGUCAUCAAGUUCCUCAAAGAGAACCUCAGUGUUCCGUAUGAGGACGGCGUCAAAUAUCCAGAGUUCACUCGACCACCGGAUGGGUACCACAACGAGCUAUAGAUCUCAGUUGUUUGCUUUUGUUUAUUAAAGGUUAAGUUUGGAAUUA